UACGUCAUCCCUCUCGUGCCCAAUCGGGGGUGAGUACGCGGACGGAGCACCGCCCUCCAGAGAAACCGCCAUUGGAAAAGAAACAGACGGGAAAAGGCGGAAAGUGAGGAGUUGUGAGACGCAACACGGAAACUCGGUCAGGUAUGAGUGACGUGGCGGAGGAAGUGUCGCUGGGAGCAGUGGGUGAGUGCCCAGAGUCGCCGCAGGAAGACAAGAAGUCGACGGUCACGGAAAAAACAGAGGCUGGAGAAGACGGGCCUCCCAUGUCGGCGGGGCAGUGUGAGCCGGCUUGGCCACCCGCCGCUGAGGCUACCGUGGCGGGAAAACGCGCCAAGAAGAGUGUGGCGCGGCUGGACUUACAGGCGCCCAAACACAAAAAGCUGAAGAUCGCGCAAGGUACAUUACGAAGCGGCGACAAGCUGGGAAACAUCCCGCGCACCAAUUUCCAGAUUGGCAAACUCAAGUCCGAAGACCUCAAGCCGCUGCAUACCAUCUUAUUUGAGCGGCCAGGAAAGAUGGCUAGCAUUAAGAAGAACCUGCGCCUCUUCAGCGGCUUCCCUUUCCCCGCCGGCAGCGACCAGUACCUCAAGAAGCGAGACAAACUGGUCAAGAACGCACACUUCACCAAGGCCAAGUUCAAGCUGGUUUGUGGCAUUCUGGACCUGGAGAAGAAAGGCACGCAGUUGGAACUGGUGAACAGGAUCCUGACCUUCCUGCUGGAGCCCAAGAGCAGCGGAAAGCUUCCCGUGAAGAAGAAGAAGCGCUCCAAGAAGAAAGUGGCCACCGACGCGGCUGCCAAGAGCAAAAAAGCCGAGGGCGACCCCAAGAGCAGGCGCGUAUCGUCCUCCUCGUCCAGCCCCAAAAAGUCCAAAGGCUGGAGCAAGUCCAAAGCCAUCGUCAUGGACUCCAGCAGUGAGGACGACGACCAGCCGCCGGACGCUGAAGCUUCCGACACUGGAGACAAGUUGGCCCGUGAGGAGGAGGAAGAGACGAUGCCCCGUCAGGUAACCGAGCUGGCACUCAAGAAGCGCUCCAGGACUCCCGCCAAGAAGACGCUCCCUCAGAGGAAGCGGGUCAAGAGGGACCUCUCCGGCGCUGACUCGGACAUCGAGGCCAAGAAGAAUAGGCCCGCCGCCAAGACCAAGAAGGCCGACAGCAGCAGCAAGAACACCAACGCAGACGACACGUCAGACGAGGACAAGCCCCUCAUCCGGAUGAUCAAGCGAGCGCCGAGCGACGACGAGCUGAAGGAGACGGUGUGCGCGCUCCUCAAGAAAGCCGACCUGGCCCAGAUAACCAUGAAGCAAAUUUGCCAGAGGGUGUUCGACACCUAUCCCGAUCACGAUCUGAGUGGCAGGAAGGAUUUCAUCAAACAGUCGGUCAAGUCGCUCAUCACGUGAAGAACAAGAGUCGUUGUCCAUGCGCCGUCAACCAGACGGGUCUUUCCAUUUUUAUAAUCUUUUUUUCUUUUUUUAUGUCUUCAAUAAACAUUUUCAACAAAG
Syngnathus typhle (broad-nosed pipefish) is the source of this 1502-nucleotide messenger RNA. Its product is annotated as protein DEK-like. Gene Ontology annotation, cellular component: nucleus. Gene Ontology annotation, biological process: chromatin organization; regulation of double-strand break repair. The transcript has 11 exons. The record is from RefSeq and is a predicted model, not a curated record. Bases 144 to 1400 code for a protein of 418 amino acids. Lineage: Eukaryota; Metazoa; Chordata; Actinopteri; Syngnathiformes; Syngnathidae. Gene Ontology annotation, molecular function: DNA binding; histone binding.